GCCGGGCGCACCGUGAGAGCCGGGAGGUGCGGGCGCGCGGGGCGCGGGGGGCGCAGGUGGUGCCGGCGCCGGGGUCACGGCAGGGAAGCUGCUUUCUAUAGAUUCACUGCAAAGCUGUGAUUGCCUAGAGGUGGCCAGAGGAGAGAAGGCGGUCCCCGGGAGUGAUUCUUGACGAAGGGAACCAUCACUUUUGGUAAACAAACCAAACCCAGAAUGUGAAAGUGUUGAAUGUCAUAUGCUGACAGCUCUUAGGAACAAACGUCCUCUUGGAAUCUACCCUGUGGCUUAGCUUUCAAACCAGAGGUUCCUCUUACCAAGGAAAAAAUGGCCAACGUGAAGAUGAUGUUGCUGUGUCUUUCACUGGUGGUUCUGGGAGCCCUCUGUUUGUAUUUGAGCAUGUACACUCUGAUUCCUUUUAAAGAAGGGCCGUUUGUUUUCAAGAGAAGGCAGGAGAACUUCCUUCAGCUCCCAGAUGUGGACUGUGGGCAGAAUCCUCCCUUCCUUGUCCUCCUGGUGACUUCAUCCCAGGAACAGACAUUGGCUCGCACGGUCAUCCGGAACACGUGGGGACAAGAAAAGAUUGUGAAAGGAAAACGAAUAAAGACGCUCUUCCUCUUGGGAACCACCACCAGUAAGGCCACAUCGAAAGCGGUGGCCCACGAAGGCCGGCAAUAUCGAGAUAUCAUCCAGAAGGACUUUCUGGAUGUUUAUUUCAAUUUAACUCUGAAGACCAUGAUGGGUAUAGAGUGGAUCCACCGCUUCUGUCCUCAGGCAGCUUUUGUGAUGAAAACAGACUCUGACAUGUUUAUCAACAUCUACUAUUUGACUGAGCUGCUUCUGAAGAAAAACAGAACAACUCGGUUUUUUACUGGCUUCUUAAAAAUGCACGACUACCCGAUUAGGAUGAAGCAGAGUAAGUGGUUUGUCAGUAAAUACGAGUAUCCGUGGGACAGGUACCCACCUUUUUGCUCGGGCACCGCCUACGUGUUUUCUGGCGAUGUUGCACGUCAGGUGUAUGAAGUUUCUGAGACUGUUCCGUUCCUUAAACUGGAAGAUGUCUUUGUGGGGCUCUGCCUCGCAAAACUGAAGAUCAAACCGGAGGAGCUCCACUCUGAGCAGACCUUUUUCCCAGGUGGGUUAAGCUUUUCCACAUGCCGUUUUAGGAAGAUCGUGGCCUCCCAUUUUGUCAAGCCUAACGAUAUGCUGAUCUAUUGGCAUGCUCUGGAAAGUUCCCUGGGAGAAGAGUGUCCAGCUGUCUGAGGGGAGCCCAGUGGCACAUCUGGACACACUCCACGACCCACGCGUGAUAGUUUUUGAAAGAUCGUCGGAUGGCACCGCUGGGGAUCAUCAGUGGGGAGGGAGAGAGUGAGGAAGGAAGAGGGAGAAGAUUGAGAGUGAUGCCCUGUGGCAUUCCAAAUCUAAACUAGGACGUAAGCUUCAUUGGAAGCGCUGGAUGAUUCCCACUUGAUGCCUGAGCAAUAAUAGAUACCAUCGCUUGAGGACACUGUGGCACUGAAUGCUCGAUGGAUGCCUUCCUUUUCCCAUUUCAGAGAUCCGUCUCCAUCUGAAGGGGUGAGUGUGACCAUCCCUAUUUUAUGCAGGAGGAAACGUAGCUUAGAGAGGUGCGGGAACUCAUCCCAAGGCUCACAGC
Messenger RNA from Equus quagga, 1651 nucleotides. Its product is annotated as beta-1,3-galactosyltransferase 5-like. The transcript is spliced from 4 exons. The coding region runs from base 325 to 1260 and encodes 311 amino acids. NCBI's taxonomy places the organism in Eukaryota, Metazoa, Chordata, Mammalia, Perissodactyla, Equidae. Gene Ontology annotation, molecular function: N-acetyl-beta-D-glucosaminide beta-(1,3)-galactosyltransferase activity. Gene Ontology annotation, cellular component: membrane. The record is from RefSeq and is a predicted model, not a curated record.